This is a messenger RNA of Symbiodinium sp. CCMP2592, 2202 nucleotides long. The record is from the annotation of a GenBank genome assembly. NCBI's taxonomy places the organism in Eukaryota, Dinophyceae, Suessiales, Symbiodiniaceae.
AUGGCGGCAUCUCCCACGUCCCCGGAUGGACGUACAGGCAGGCAGGCCAUUGCUAUCAAUCUUGCGGAGCUCCCUUCGGAGCCUGAGUCAGACGGAGAGCCGACGGCUUUCCCCGGGGCAGGCCCUUGGUGGCCGCCACACGGUCCCCCGGUACCGGUACCAGUCAAUGAGCCGCCCGGGGAACGUAUCCACAGGGAGGCCACGGACAUGUUCAACCGUCUGGUCUCCCAGGAAGUCUCCUGUGCAGUUGCGGAUACGCUGGCUAGACGGGGCGUUUUCAUGAACCUGGCUGUCACCUGCGUCGAACCUGCUGCAGUUGCCCAGGGGUCCAUGGCCAUCUAUGUUCGCCCACUCGCACCUCGGGAAGGCGAACACCCCUGGACUGUCUACGUGAGUCAGGACUUCGCGGACGAAGGCUCGGCGGCCGAGGAGGCCAGCGUCGCUGCUGGGCCCGGGGCGCGAGGCGAUCGGUUCGUUUGCGCAAUGGUCGACGCCAAGCCCGGCCUCUUGGAAGGGGGCGGAAUCACCGGCGUGCGACGUCGCUGCCGAGAGUUCCCAGCCUGCGCCCGUCUUCUGGUUGCCCUAGCUAGGAUUGCCUUCCCCGGUUUUAAGUUUACAUCAGUUGGCCUUUUCCGCAACAUGCAGACUGCUCUGCACAAAGACGCCAACAACUUGCCGGCAUCUCGUAACGGGAUCUGCGCCCUCAGUUCCUUCGAAGGAGGUCAGUUGCGUCUUCACCGUGCCGAUGGGCCAGUGAACUUGUCACUCAGUGAAGGACCACUUCAGUUUGACCCCUUUCUUGAGCACGAGACACUGCCGUGGGCUAAUGGUUUAAGGAUUGUUUUGGUUGCCUUUUCGGUGAGCCGCCUCGAGCGCCUUACACCGGAACACCGGGCAGUGCUGACUGCAUUCGACAUUCCUAUGCCGCUUUCUAAGGACCAGCUUGGGCCCGCAUCGCAGUUCUCUCAGGACCAAUCUAAGCCAGCUUCGCAGUGCCCUCAGGACGAUGGAGAGGCCGGCAUGUUCCUUGAAUUGUUCGCCGGCACAGCCCGCUUGAGUCAGGCAUUCACGCGCUUGGGUUUCCAAGCUCUGGCUUUCGAUAAGGUCUGCAGGUCCAGCCAUCCCGUUCAAGCACUCGAUUUCGCUGAUCGGUCGGAGUGUGAGGUCGUGCUGCAAUUGAUCCAGGACCAUGCCUCUUCAUUGCAGUAUGUGCACAUGGCACCGCCUCAGGAAACUUGCUUGGCUGCCCGGAACAAGGAAUCCGCAAAUAACCCGGCCCCUCCGGCCCGGUCUCCCGCGCAACCCUUAGGUCUACACGAACUGCCUGAAUCGUUGCAAAGGAGAGUCGCUGAAGCCAACGACCUUUACAUCUUCUGUCGUGAUGUGUUCCUGCUGUGCCGGACCUUCAAUAUUCCAGUUAGUGUGGAGGCUCCCGCCUCCUCCCUCUUUUGGCUUCUGCCGUUCAUUCAGGACCUCUUGUCAGGUGCCGAUAAUCACGUCGUAGAUUUUCACGAGUGCAUGCAUGGUGGUGAUCGAGAUCGCAAGCUUCGAUGGCUUUGCUCGGCUCCAUGGUUCAAGCCCUUGGGGCUUUCGUGUAACCGCCAGCAUUCGCAUGCGCCCUGGAAUGCAGCAUCCGAUGCAGGAACCAAAGGUGCCUAUCCACCUCUCUUGUGCGCUAGGGUCGCCGAGCUAGUUGCUUCUCAGGUCUGCGGAAUUCCUACGGCCCCAUCUUUGUUCGGGCCAGCCAGCUCCGUCACACGGCUGGCUUAUGAGAAACAGCCCCGUAAGCAACGGGCCUUAGUCAGUGAGUUCGGCGCUUACGAUGCUUGGGCUGUGCCGCUGGGCUUAACUGCCUGUCCGCCCGCCUUGUUGAAAGCAUAUCCUAAAGGUGCUCGUGCUGUCCGUCGCAAGCUUUUGCAUUGGGGUCAGAUACGGGCUUGCGUCCUUCCUAGCCUUGAUUUCGCCGUGCUUGAAUCCACUUUGGGAUCCAACUGGAAAUGGAGUAUGGACUCACAUGCUCCCCCUCUCGAGGAAGGGGACCAGCCCAUUUGCAAAGUUUGUGGAUUCAUGAGUGACUCGACCUUUGAAGAUUUGUGCGAGGUACUCUGGAUAGAUAGGCAUUCCCCGCACCCCGUCAGACUUCGUGCAGCAAGCAGUGUUGGCGGGCCACCCCAAAAGGAUACUCGAGGCUCAGAUCGAUGA